AUGCCGAAGUCACAAACGGACCAUGUCUAGCGGUUCUGCUGAUUAUCACAGCUCUAGAGAUCGAGACCAUGGAGGGCCGGAAGGAAUGGAGCCUGAUGGUGUCAUCGAGAGCAACUGGAACGAGAUCACGGAUAACUUCGAUGAUAUGAACUUGAAGGAGACGCUUCUUCGAGGGAUUUACGCUUAUGGUUUUGAGAAGCCUUCAGCAAUUCAGCAACGGGCAAUUAUUCCUUGCAUUAAAGGAUACGAUGUUAUUGCUCAAGCCCAGUCCGGCACUGGCAAAACGGCCACGUUUGCCAUCUCUAUCCUCCAGCAGCUGGAGAUUGAGCAGAAAGAGACUCAGGCUCUGGUCCUGGCGCCGACCCGAGAGCUUGCUCAGCAGAUUCAGAAGGUCAUCUUGGCCUUGGGCGACUACAUGGGUGCUUCGUGCCACGCCUGCAUCGGCGGCACCAACGUGCGCAACGAGAUGCAGAAGCUUCAGGCCGAAGCGCCGCACAUCGUCGUGGGGACUCCGGGCCGUGUGUUCGACAUGCUGAACCGAAGGUUCCUGUCUCCCAAGUGGAUCAAAAUGUUCGUCCUGGACGAAGCCGAUGAGAUGCUGAGCCGUGGCUUCAAGGAUCAGAUCUACGAGAUCUUCCAGAAGUUAAGCACAAACAUUCAGGUUGUGCUGCUCUCGGCCACCAUGCCGGCAGAGGUCUUGGACGUCACCACGAAGUUCAUGCGUGAGCCGGUGCGCAUCCUGGUGAAGAAAGAGGAGCUUACCCUAGAGGGUAUCAAGCAGUUCUACAUCAAUGUAGAAAGAGAGGAAUGGAAGUUAGACACGCUCUGCGAUCUGUACGAGACCCUGACGAUCACCCAGGCCGUCAUCUUUUUGAAUACGAGAAGAAAGGUGGACUGGCUGACGGAGAAGAUGCACGCUAGAGACUUCACCGUGUCCGCACUGCAUGGAGACAUGGAUCAGAAGGAGCGUGAUAUCAUUAUGAGGGAGUUCAGGUCUGGAUCCAGCCGGGUCCUCAUCACUACAGAUUUGUUGGCCCGUGGUAUCGACGUGCAACAGGUUUCACUGGUCAUCAAUUACGACCUUCCAACCAACCGAGAGAACUACAUUCACAGGAUUGGUCGCGGCGGGCGUUUCGGCAGGAAAGGCGUGGCCAUAAACUUCGUUACGGAAGAGGACAAACGUAUCCUGCGGGACAUCGAGACGUUUUACAACACGACCGUGGAGGAGAUGCCCAUGAACGUAGCCGACCUGAUUUAGACGGCCGCGGGGGGGGACAGCUAUCGAACGAGCACUUGCAUUUGCGCUUCUUUUAUCGGACGAUUUUUAAGCCCGUUUCUCCUCGAUGCCGGCUGCGGAUCAGACUGGCCGAUUCGAAACGACACGUGACGUGACUUUUAUUUCCUGCGUGGACGCCUGUAGACGCUUUAUCGGCCCCUCCGCCGGUAGCCGCGUUUAUAGAAAAUGGGUUCUCCGAGUGUGUUCCUGAUCAGGUAUCUCCUCCCUCGUGUGUUCAAAAUGUACCUGUUAGAUGUUCUUCACCGUUUAGUCAUUUACUUGUGGACUAAAAGAUACAAGUGCUGCAUCAAGUCUGCCAAUUAUGUUAUGCUAACAUACGUGUGCAGUUUAACUCGGCUCCUUCUCCCUUUUUACUCCCAUAUCGAUACGGCGGACGCACUUUUCCGGUUGAAUGUAUUAAUUUAAAUGUAGAUUAUCGAGUACUACUUUGUGUCGAGUCCUCUUCAGAGAUGAGUCUUAACAUUUCAGGCUGAUGUUUCUUGUGGUGUUUGGCUCAUUGGACAAUAAAGAGGAUAACUCUA
Messenger RNA from Trichomycterus rosablanca, 1818 nucleotides. RefSeq names its product eukaryotic translation initiation factor 4A2 (gene eif4a2). The record is from RefSeq and is a predicted model, not a curated record. Lineage: Eukaryota; Metazoa; Chordata; Actinopteri; Siluriformes; Trichomycteridae. Gene Ontology annotation, molecular function: RNA helicase activity; ATP binding; RNA binding. The transcript has 11 exons. Bases 23 to 1258 code for a protein of 411 amino acids.